ACAUAUUUUUGAUUAAUUAUUAGUUUGUCUACUAUUGGUUAGUUGCACGCCAAACAGUAAAACACGAAACGAAUUUAACCAAGAGUGUUAGUAGUAUAUCAGAUCAUCAAAACCCCAUAUUAUAGAAAAAACACAAAAAAUUGAAGUAGAAACCAGAAAUAAAAUGAGAAGUCCUAUCACCUGUUCUUCACCACUCAUUGAUUGAUAACAUAAAAAUAAAAAUAGUGAGUAAAGUUUUCACAAGGCAGGAAGAGUGCGCAACCCUGAGCUGAACGUCUCAUUCACCCCAUUAAUAAUAGCUUUCAGAAGUCCUUUUCCCCUUUCUCUCUCCUAAAUUCCUCUUCCCUCUCCUUUUUAUUUUUUAUUUUUUCAGUCACAAGAAAGAUAAAAACUCAAGCUGUUAAUGGAGUCUGAAUAUGUUAAUUGAUUUCCUUCUUUAGCCUUCUCUUUUUCAACCAAAACCGUCCAAAUAAAGAUAUUCCAAUACCCUGUUUGUCUUCUUCAAAUCCACUACUGUAAUAAUUUUUCUUUUAUUUUUUUUAAAGUUUUUAUUUAUUUAUUUUUUGUAUUGUUUACUUUAUGAAAUUUAAAAAUAAGUUGAUAUUUUAAAUGGGUUUCUACUUUUAUAAAUACCCACCUCUAAGGGCAAACUCACUUGUAUUUUGUUUUCUUUCAUUUCUUGUUGUUGCAGAAAUUUAGGGAAGAAAAAAGAGAGAGACAAAACACCCAAAAUUCAGAAACCUUUGCUUUUUUUCAACUUAUUUCCUAAUUUCUUCAUUUUCUCAAUCAGAAAGCUAGGAAGCAUGGAAUUUCCAACCCAAACAAUGGAAGGUUCUCCAUCAAGCCAAAGAAAGAUGGGAAGGGGUAAAAUUGAGAUCAAGAGGAUAGAAAACACAACGAACCGACAAGUUACCUUCUGCAAGAGAAGGAAUGGAUUGCUGAAGAAAGCCUAUGAAUUAUCAGUCUUGUGUGAUGCUGAAGUUGCUCUUAUUGUCUUUUCAAGCCGAGGCCGGCUCUAUGAGUAUGCUAAUCAUAGCUGCAGUGUCAAGGGCACAAUUGAUAGGUACAAGAAAGCAUGCUCUGACCAAUCCGGUGCUGGCUCAGUUGCUGAAGCCAAUGCUCAGUAUUAUCAGCAAGAGGCUGCAAAGCUGCGGAACCAAAUUCGCACUGCAACAGAGAACAACAGGUUGCUUUCCAGGCACAUGAUGGGCGAAGGGCUGAGCAGUUUAAGUAUGAAGGAGCUGAAGAACCUUGAGACUAAAUUGGAGCGCGGUAUUAGCAGAAUUAGGUCCAAAAAGAAUGAGCUUCUAUUUGCUGAGAUCGAGUUCAUGCAGAAAAGGGAGAUUGAACUGCAUAACAACAAUCAGUUUCUUCGUGCAAGGAUUUCUGAAAAUGAGAGAGCUCAGCAAAGCAUGAGCUUGAUGCCGGGAGGCAGUGAUUAUGAUCUUGUCCCGUCUCAGUCAUUUGAUUCGCGGAAUUACUUUCAAGUAAACGCGCUCCAACCUAGUAGUCAGUAUGCCCGCCAAGACCAAACCCCACUCCAGUUAGUGUAAGUAUAAUGGCAGGGAAAUCUAAUAUAUAAGUGGAAGGAGCAGAAUGUGACCUAGUGGAUUGGCUAAUGUAUGAGAUCUAGUCUUUCUACAAGAAAGUUUAGCAUUUGGCAUUUUAUAUUUUAUAUGUAAGGAAGAAACAAAAAGUAUGUAGUACUGUAUGUUUUGUGUGCAGUGUGUUUUGCAUGACAGUAGAUGCAACCUAAACUUUAUAACUUAUUUCUCUCUUCUUUUGUGGUGGAUCAUUUAACCUUUAUUGGCAUGUUACAAUUUCUUCA
Messenger RNA from Beta vulgaris subsp. vulgaris (sugar beet), 1828 nucleotides. RefSeq names its product floral homeotic protein AGAMOUS. Bases 804 to 1553 code for a protein of 249 amino acids. Gene Ontology annotation, cellular component: nucleus. NCBI's taxonomy places the organism in Eukaryota, Viridiplantae, Streptophyta, Magnoliopsida, Caryophyllales, Amaranthaceae. Gene Ontology annotation, molecular function: RNA polymerase II cis-regulatory region sequence-specific DNA binding; protein dimerization activity; DNA-binding transcription factor activity, RNA polymerase II-specific. Gene Ontology annotation, biological process: positive regulation of transcription by RNA polymerase II. The record is from RefSeq and is a predicted model, not a curated record. The transcript has 9 exons.